Acipenser ruthenus (sterlet) is the source of this 13440-nucleotide messenger RNA. It is a transcript of the gene vps13a, whose product is annotated as vacuolar protein sorting 13 homolog A. Lineage: Eukaryota; Metazoa; Chordata; Actinopteri; Acipenseriformes; Acipenseridae. The record is from RefSeq and is a predicted model, not a curated record. Gene Ontology annotation, cellular component: extrinsic component of membrane. Bases 143 to 9709 code for a protein of 3188 amino acids. The transcript has 72 exons. Gene Ontology annotation, biological process: protein retention in Golgi apparatus; autophagy; protein targeting to vacuole.
CGUCACGUCACUGUCAAGCGUGCGCGCGACAGGCAGUAUCUUCACGUUAGUUCCGGUGGUGUGUUUAUUUCAGGAAAUACGAGGGGUGUCCAGGCGUGCUGUCUGUAGUGUACAUGGUGACUCGGGAGUAAAGACAGCAAACAUGGUGUUCGAGUCCGUGGUGGUAGACGUGCUAAACAGGUUCCUAGGAGACUACGUGGUGAACCUGGACAGCUCGCAGCUCAAACUUGGGAUAUGGGGAGGUGAUGCAGUGCUUAGAAAUCUUGAUAUCAAAGAAAAUGCAUUGAGCCAAUUGGAUAUUCCAUUUAAAGUAAGAUCAGGACACAUAGAAAAGCUUGAAUUGAAGAUCCCUUGGAAAAAUCUGUACAAUCAGUCUGUAGAAGCUACAUUAGCCGGAGUGUACCUUCUCAUUGUUCCCACUGCCAGUAUAAAGUAUGAUGCAGAAAAGGAAGAAAAGCAACUACAAGAAGCCAGACAAAAAGAACUACAGAGGAUUGAAGAAACCAAGUUGAAAGCUGAAGAAAGAGAAAAACCUAAAGAAGAAAAACAAGACACCUUUAUUGAAAAGUUAAUCACUCAGGUCAUUAAAAACCUGCAGGUUAAAAUUUCAAAUAUCCACAUUCGAUAUGAAGAUGACAUCACUAAUCCUAAAAGCCCGUUGUCAUUUGGUGUGUCUCUUCAAAAUCUCAGUCUUCAGACUGCAGAUCGAAAUUGGAACCCAUGUCUUCCAGAUGAAACUAGCAAGUUGUUCUUUAAGCUUGUACGGCUGGAUAAUCUAUUUGCUUACUGGAACGUAAAUUCAGAACUCUAUUCUAAUGACUGCUCUGAGGAAGCCCUGGGCAACUUGAAGAAUGGUGUUGCAAUGCACAACUUGAUUCCAGAGGGUUAUGAUUUCAUAUUUCGUCCAAUCUCUGCCAAAGCCAAACUUCGCAUGAACCCUCGUUCAGAUGUUGACUUUUCUUCUCCAAAAAUGGACUUGGACGUGAACCUGCAAGAGGUCGCCAUAGAGCUUAACAGACCACAAUACCUCAGCAUCUUGGAGCUUCUUGGAUCUGUAGAUAUGAUGUCUCGAAAUUUGCCAUACAGAAAGUUCCGACCAGAAGUUCCUGUCCACUCAAAUGCAAAGCUGUGGUGGAAGUAUGUCACAACAUGCAUUUUUGAAGUGAAUGUUAAACCUAGACAUGAGAUGUGGUCAUGGAAGCACAUUAGAAGACACAGACAAAAAGUAAGGACGUACAAAGAAUUAUAUAAAAUGAAGAUAACAACCAAGAAGCCUUCUGAGGAACUUCUUAAGCUUCUCCAGGAACCAGAAAAGACAUUGGAUAUAUUUAAUAUCACACUAGCACGACAGCAAGCAGAAAUGGAGGCUUCAAAGGCAGGUUUAAAAAUCUACAGACCAGGGGUGAAAGUUGAAGAGGAGGAAUCAGGAGGCUGGCUUGGAUGGAUGUGGAGCUGGUCAGGAGAGAAGCAGGAGGAUAAAGAAACCAAAUCUGGAGGAUUUGAUGAAUUGAUGACCCCUGCAGAGAAAGCAAAAUUGUGUAAGGCCAUUGGAUACAGUGAAACUGCUGUUGAUCCCACCUUGCCAAAAGAUUUUGAAGCCAUGAAGCUCUCCUUCCAGCUGUUAAGCAUGUCUUUUUCAAUUAAAGAAGACUAUGGCAAGCCAGAAAUUAUAAAAGUUUCUAUUCUUGAUUUAAGUACAAUGCUGACUCAGAGACCAGGAGCACAAGCAGUCAAACUAUCUGCUAAAAUAAGCACAUUUGAAGUUACUGGACUGCCGCAGAAUCUGUCAACCCCAAUUCUGCUGACCUCAAGAAGUGUUAAAGUUGAAAAUAAGAAUCCUCUCCUCAGCCUCCAGUUUGAAACAAAUCCUCUUGAUGGAUCUGCAGACCAGAGGUUAAGAGUUGAAGCACAGCCUUUGGAAAUUGUGUAUGAUGCAGUAACUGUGAACAGUUUAUCUGAAUUUUUCAUGCCUCCCCAAGAUUUGCAGCUGGAAGAGUUGACUUCUGCCACUUUGAUGAAGCUUGAAGAAUUUCGAGACAGGACAUCAACAGGAUUGAUGUAUGUUAUAGAGACCCAAAAAAUCCUGGAUCUGAAAAUUAACCUCAUGGCUUCCUACAUAAUUGUUCCUCAGACUGGCUUCUAUACUUCCUCUGAGAAUCUACUUGUCCUGGACCUUGGUCAUCUCAAGGUAACCAGUAAAAGUCGUAAAGGUCUGCCACAGUUAACAGUAGGACAGAGCUGCAUUGAGGAUAUAAUGUCCAGGGCGUAUGACAGUUUUGAUGUGGAGUUGAGCAGUUUGCAGCUGCUCUAUAGCAAACCAGAGCAAGACUGGAAGAAUGCUCGAAAGUCUAAGCAGUCCUCCCUACAUAUAUUGGAGCCUGUGGAUUUGAGAGUAGACUUUAGCAGAGCUAUGGUUGUAAGUGAUCCAAGAAUGCCAAAAUUCAAAAUUUUUGGUCAGUUGCCUUUGCUUUCUGUUCGCAUUUCGGAUGAAAAGGUCAGACACGUUCUGGCACUGAUUGAUAGCAUUCCAUUGCCAAAAGGCCCGCCUGCCCCAUCUGCCUCAAAUACUCAGAGUACUCCACAGCACCCUAAGUACCCUGUUGUCAUGACACCACAGUUGACCCCAAGGAACCAAUCCUUGCCUAACCUUAGAUCUUCUAUUGUGUUUGAGUCAGAAUCAGAAGAAGAAUUUUAUGAUGCUCCAAGCUCUCCAGUGGAAGAUUUACCAUUUUUUGAAGCACAAAGCAAUUCUUUAAAAAGAAAAAGAAAUCCUUUAAAAAAGCAAGAGUCUGUGAAAAACAUGACUAAUUUUCAACUGAGGUUUGAAAUAAGUGAGGUGUCAAUUCAGUUAUGUCGUCUUUCUGAAAAUGUUGAACUGACAGUGUUACAUCUGUACAUUGAGGGACUAGGCACAGAGCUGAACUUGCGAUCAUUUGAUAUGUCAUCCAGUACUUUCCUGAAAGAAAUCUGCUUGAAAUGUCCAGAAUACUUGGAUUCGAAAGACAAACCAGUUUAUAUCAUUACAACUCAGGACAAUUCAGAGACUGAUCUUCUUACCUUGGAUUACAUUAAGGCGGAGAAGAAUGGGCCAGAAUUCAAAACGCUUUAUAACAAUACAGAACAGCUUAUAAAGGUAAACUUUAGCUCCCUGGAUGUCCACUUACAUAUAGAAGCACUAUUGAAUGCCAUGAACUUUUUAAAUAACCUCAUCCCACCGUCAGAAAAAGACACAUCUGAAGAAUCUGCCCCUACAGUCGGAGAGGAGAAAAAAGAAGAGACGACUGUAGCCAAGAAAUCAACUCCCAAGAAGUCUAAAUUUGAAGAUGUUAUCGGCCUACAUGUCCUUGCAGACUUGUCAUGCCUGAAAAUAUACCUUCGAAGACAGAAGGGACACAUUUCAGAGAUAAGCAUUGAAGGUCUUGUCUCCCAAGUAAUCAUGAGAAAGAAUGCAACCGAAAUACUGGCAAAAUUGAAGAACAUUGUUAUUUUAGAUUGUGAUGAGGAAGCUCUUUAUAAAAAGGCUGUAUCUAUUGCUGGGAAAGAGGUCUUCAGUUUUAAAAUGAUCUCUCAUGUUGAUGCCACAGAAGGCAAUGCCUACACAGAUAUGAAUAUUGUUGACAGUUGUGUUACCCUUACUGUUGGUUGCAUUCAAGUCAUCUUUGUAAACAAGUUUGUCUCUUCAAUACUGGACUUUAUAAAUCAUUUCCAAACUGCUAAGGAGGCUUUAACAGAGGCCACUGUUCAAGCAGCAGGAAUGGCUGCCACAGGUGUCAUGGAACUUGCUGAACGGAGCACCCGAAUGGCACUUGACAUUCAUGUGAAGGCCCCAGUUGUUGUUGUACCACAGUCUGCCGUGUCAAAGACUGUGAUUGUGGCUGAUUUUGGUCUCAUCACUGUUAAGAAUCACUUCUCAAUUGUUCAAUCAAAAACUCACAUUAAGAUUCCUCCAGUCAUUGAUGCCAUGAAAGUUGAACUCAGUGACCUUAAAUUAUAUCGAACAACCAUAGAGAAUAACACGUUCCAGUCUGAAAUUCAGUUACUGCAGCCUGUAAACCUAGGUUUGGUAAUUGAACGUAAUUUAUCUGCAGCCUGGUUCAACGAAAUCCCAGACAUUAAAAUAAUUGGGCAACUCAAACCAAUGAAUCUUGUACUCAGCCAGGAAGACCUGACUGUUGUGUUAAGGACUUUAAAUGAAAAUAUAGGAGAUAGUUCAGGUGCACCUGCUGCUCCUGCCACAGUGGAUAAAUCAGACAAUGUUUCUACAAAGGGUUCCCAGACAUCUGAACAGAAUGGAGGAACGACUGUGAUCACAGCUGCUGUUGUGGAAACACAAAACAUUACAAAGCUAAAAACAACUCUGAAACUUGAUUUCCGGUUUGAAUCAUUGACUUUGGAGUUGUACAGUCCAAAUGGAACACAGGUUCAGGAGCUGGAAUCAAGAGAUGAGCAGUUAAAACUUGCAGAAUUCAAGUUGGGAUUGAUUUCAACUGCUGUCACAAUGUUAUCAGAUAGCUCCAUGAAAGCCUCAGUCAAACUUGCAAACUGUUUGCUGGAUGAUAAACGUCAAAGAAUACAGAAAGCUACUCCAAGAAUGGUGGAAAUGAAACCAGGCUUGGAAAAAAAUUGGAUGGUGGACAUCAGCUACAGACAAGGAAGGGACGGCACUGUCCUUGAUACAGUCGUCCGUGACCUAAUCCUUUGCGCUAGCAUGGAGUUCUUGCUAACUGUAGCAGAUGUCUUUGUCAAGGCCAGUCAACUUAGUUCUGCAGCAGAUCAGAAAAAGAAGCUUGUGACAACAGCAACAAAAGAGCAAGCUCCCUUAAAACCAGUGGCCAAAAUGGAAAUGAAUGUGGUUGUGAAAAAUCCAGAGAUAGUUUUUGUAGCAGAUUUAACCAGAGCAGAUGCCCCGGCACUAGUGGUUACAACUCAGUGUGAAGUCUGCAUUAAAAAUGACCCAGAAACUCAACAGAUGACUGCUGCCAUUAAGGAUCUCAAGGUUGUUGCAUGCCCAUUCCUGAGAGAAAUGAGGAAAAAUAACAUCACUACGGUUCUCCAGCCUUGUGAUGUGUUUUUCCAAAGUUCACAGACCUCUUCAACUCCACAGAAAAUAGAACUUGUCAUAAAAUGCCUUACACUAAAGGUUUCACCAAUUAUCAUCAACACAGUAAUAACAAUUACGUCAGCACUAUCUCCUGCUGCAGAGACUCCACAAGAGCUGGAAAGUCCAGUCCCACUUAAUCUGUGGGAUAUGAAACAAGUUAAGGAUUUAAAACUUUGGUUCCUGGAGGAGGACAAUGAAAAUAAAAACAGCACUGUCUCUCCACUGGUUCCACAAGGAGAAUCCCUGAAAAUGACAAUUGAAUCAAUAUUCCUUACACUGGAGGCCGGUGUUGGACACAGAACUGUUCCCAUGCUUCUUGCAAAGUCUGCUUUUUCAUGCGAUGUUAAAAACUGGAGCACUCUCAUUAACCUCCAGAGUCUUCUUAAUUUAGAGGUACACUAUUACAAUGAGGUUAUGGGUGUUUGGGAACCUCUUCUGGAACCUUUGGAUGAAGAAACCAGUGAUAAUUUCAGGCCGUGGACCUUAGGAAUAAAGAUGAAAAAGAAGCCUGUAAGGUACACUGCAGAGUUCGAUGAAGUGGACUACAAUGUCCCUGAUUACAAGACUGUUAUCAACAUCUCUUCAAAAGAUCAGCUCAAUAUAACUCUGUCAAAGUGUGCAUUGGUAAUGCUUGGCAAUCUAGGCACGGCAUUUGCUGAAGCAGCUAGUCAAACCUCAGAAUGUUUCCAGAAAGACCAAGCCCCUUUUGUGAUCAAGAAUUGCUUGGGGAUUCCAGUGGUGGUUUCUCACAGUGAUACAUUCAGUGUAAUUGAUUUGGAUUUAGGAAAGAAAGAUUAUGAGCUGCAGGAUGGAGAGUGUCUAAGUAUGGAUUACCAGAGAACGAUGAGUGAGAAGGACCAGUUUGUGGCCAUGACCAGCAUGAGUGGCAAGAGAUAUUACAUACAGCCUACUCCAUUUGACCAUACUUCCGCUAAUCGAAUUCCACUGACGAAAGUGGGCCGUGGUUUAUAUAGUGUCAUACACAAGGAUUCCGGAGUAACAAGGUUCAUUGUUUGUCAGAUUCACACAGUGGAAGGGAGCAAGGUGAUAACGAUACGCUCUCCUUUUCAGAUUAAGAAUCAUUUCUCAAUACCAUUCAAGGUUUAUGAAGAUGAAAAGCUUAUUGGAAUAGCUUCGCCCCAGGAAGAAUUCUGCAUCCCUUUACCUUUCUACAGAUCAGUUCUUAGCUUGCAGCCAGUAACUGAAGACAACAAAGUCUAUGAGAAAUCUGAAGUAUUUACCUAUGAACUAAUCUCGGAUCAAUCUGGAGAAUGCCUACAGCGGAAAUGUCAUAGAUCCAGUGACCAAUCCCUGAUUAUCAAUGUAGUACCAGUUAAAGAUGAUUUAACGUGCAACAGCACAGAAGAAAAAAUGGAUCACCCUUAUAUUGCUCAUUUGUGGCCUACUGUUCUUCUACGAAACUUGUUACCUUAUCCUAUCAGCUAUUCUCUAGAGGAGAAUGCAAACCUCACUGCCAUUCUGAAGGAAGGACAUUCUGCUCAGAUUCACACGGCUGUACUAGACCAGUCCAGACUGGAGUUAUGUGUACUAGACUACCUUAACCAAAACUGGAAGGGACAGUACCACAUUAGAAGCAACCAGCCAGAAAUUGACUUCAUUCAGUUUACGUCUCUCAGUGAGGAUGACAGGACAGAGCUAGAUAUUGCGAUCCAUGUGACAUACAACACUGGCCAGACAGUUGUGGCAGUGCAUUCCCCAUACUGGAUGGUAAAUAAAACAGGACGGUUACUCCAGUACAAAGCUGAUGAUGUUCAUCGUAAGCACCCUCUAGAUUACGAGAUGCCACUCCUUUUUUCUUUUAAACCAAAGAAUUUUUUUCAGAACAACAAGGUGCAACUUAUGGUGUCAGAUAGUGAACUUUCAGAUGAAUUCUCCCUUGAUACUGUUGGCAGCUAUGGUGAUGUAAAAUGCAAAGCCCGGAAUAAAGAUUAUCUGGUUGGUGUGAAAAUAGACGCCAGCAGCUUUAGUCUGACGAGAAUUGUUACAUUCAUUCCAUUUUACAUGCUGGUCAACAGAACAAAUCAUCAGAUUGAAGUGUCAGAAGAAGACAAAGACAAAUGGACAGUUACUGAUUCAAAUCAAUCUGUUCCCUUUUGGCCCGAGAAAGGUUAUGCAAAACUCUUAAUCAAAGUUCAAGGUUGUCAGACACCACCACAAGCAAUACACUUCAACAGGCAAGAAAAUUGUAAUUUGCUGCAUUUGGACUACAAGUUUGGAGGUAUUGUUGUGGAUGUCAACCUGACUGAACAUUCAACAAUAAUCAGAUUCUCUGAUUACCAUGAAGGCUCAGCUCCAUUCUUAAUUAUUAAUCACACCAAAGAAACCUUGGAAUAUCAUCAGAGCUACGCAAAGGAAAAAGAUGAGCUACAGCCAAGUAAAGCAAUGUACUACACAUGGGUAGACCCAACUGGUUCAAGACUGUUAAGCUGGACCUGUGGAAAACACACAGGGGAACUGAGCCCUGUACAGGAUAAAUUCCUGGAGAUCAAUAGUGAUGAUCCAAAGUUAUACUUGGCAUCAUUUUACGAAGGCCUUCAGAGGGUUGCAUUGUUUACUGAAGAUGAGAGCGUGUACAAACUUUUGUGUGAAAGUGAAAAGGCAGAGCUUGCAGAACAAGAAAUUAUACUAUCUUUGCAGAAUAUGGGAAUCUCAUUGGUUAAUAAUUGUUCCAAUCAAGAAGUGUCCUUCAUUGGAAUAACAAGUUCUGACGUUGUAUGGGAAGCCAAACCAAAGCACAAGUCUCGAUGGAAACCAAUGCGUGUCAAUCAGACAGAUUUGUUGGAGUCAGCCUUUCGAGAAUAUAUUGAUUCUGGUCCUGUGGAUAACCUAAUUGUGAAUCUUGAACCAAACUUUCAGGUGUGUCUGACACCUACUGCUACUGAUAUGAAAAUGUUGCUCCCCCAUGAAGCAGCAAUCAGGAGAAAUUUCUUACCAGCUGUAAAAGUGGAACACAACAUCUCAGCACGUCAGAAAUCAUACAGAGUACAGAUCUACAGGAUACAGAUACAAAACCAGCUUCCUGGAGCCAUCUUUCCCUUUGUGUUUUAUCCCAUAAAACCUCCAAAGUCUGUCACAAUGGAUUCAGAACCCAAACCGCUGGCUGAUGUUAGCAUUGUGACGAGGUCUGCAGGACAUUCAGACAUAUCGCGUAUCAAGUACUUUAAGGUUCUAAUUCAAGAGAUGGGCUUAAAGUUGGACCUGGGAUUCUUGUAUGCCUUGUCUGAGCUCUUUACACAAGACAAUGCUAGUGAAGCUUCAACUGAACAAAAGGUUCAACUUUUUGAAAAGGAUAUUGAAUAUCUUAAGAUGGAGCUGAACACUGUAUCUACCACAGAUACCUCUGCAAUUGGUCUUUAUGAAUAUUUCCACAUCUCUCCUAUCAAGCUGCAUUUAAGUUUAUCGCUAAGUACUGGAGGUGAAGAUGGAAAUAAGGAAAGACGACAGACAGAAGUCAUUCCUGUUCAGUCCCUGAACCUACUGCUCAAGAGUAUUGGUGCCACUCUAACAGAUGCACAAGAUGUAGUGUUUAAACUUGCUUUCUUCGAGUUGACCUACCAGUUCUGUACAACUCAGCAACUUCAGUGGGAGGUCAUCAGGCAUUACUCUAAACAGGCCAUCAAGCAAAUGUAUGUCCUUGUUCUUGGACUGGAUGUCUUGGGCAACCCAUUUGGAUUAAUCAGAGGCUUGUCUGAAGGAUUUGAAGCUUUCUUCUAUGAACCCUAUCAGGGAGCCAUUCAGGGACCAGAGGAGUUUGCAGAAGGAAUGGCACUUGGUGUAAAAGCUCUGGUUGGAGGUGCUGUUGGUGGCUUAGCUGGUGCUGCUUCCAGAAUCACUGGUGCCAUGGCAAAAGGGAUUGCAGCCAUGACCUUGGAUGAAGAGUACCAACAAAAACGUAGAGAAGAGAUGAAUACACAGCCAAGUGGUCUAAGGGAAGGCAUUACUCGGGGAGGCAAAGGUUUAGUGUCGGGAUUUGUCAGUGGUAUUACAGGAAUUGUAACAAAACCUAUAAAAGGUGCCCAAAAAGAGGGAGCAGCUGGAUUCUUUAAAGGAGUUGGUAAAGGAUUAGUGGGAGCAGUGACACGGCCUACUGGAGGUAUCAUCGAUAUGGCCAGCAGCACUUUCCAGGGUAUUAAAAGGGCAACAGAAUCCUCAGAGGGUGUGGAGAGCCUACGACCUCCCCGCUUUAUUCAUGAAGACGGAGUCAUUAGACCAUACAGGGAAAGAGAAGGUGUUGGCAGCCAAAUGCUACAGAAAAUUGAAAAUGGAAGGUUUGCCAAAUACAAAUACUUUGCCCAUGCCAAGGUGAACGAAACAGACUUUUUCAUGAUCACAAAAAGUGGCAUAUUCUUUGUUACAAAAGGAACAUUCGGACAGCUUACUUGUGAAUGGCAAUACUGUUACGAUGAGUUCACCAAAGAGCCACUUGUAGUUGAAGGCAGACGCUUACGCAUUGAAGCAAAGGAGAGAGUAAAGUCUGUGUUCCACGCCAAAGAGUUUGGGAAGAUAAUAAACUUCAAAAGUCCUGAAAUUGCCAAGUGGGUUCUUGCCAAAUUAGAAGAUGCAAGAGAUAUCCUGCCAAAAUACUGAAAACCCAUAAUCAAGGCUUCUCUGAUGAAAAAGAACAUCAAAUACACAACUCCCAUUCAGUGCCUUUUGAUGUUUCUGAAAUGCAAGAGAAUACCAUACUAUGAUAAAAAAAAAUAUGCAUACAUGUUUCAUGUUACAUGUAUUUAAUUCAGUUUAUAAGUACAGUUGAUUUUUUUUAUCUAUAUUAAUACACAUUUUAGCAGGUUGUGCCUAAGUUUUAAAAAUACAUAUUUGUUUGAAAAAUAGGCAGUUGAUUGCUAUUCAAAUAAAUGGCAAUGAUGUUCAUAGCUUCUAAAGUUCACCAUUUGUUUUUAGAUCAUAAUAGUUAUUAUUCUAUCAGACACUACCACUUAAUAAAGGGCCACAUAAUAUAUACAAAAGUGCAAUUUUUCACUCAUACCUAUUGUUUUUAUUUAAAUGGGUUGGCAGUCUUGGCUAUAACAAUAUCUUAUCAAACUUGACAGUCAGGUUUACAGUGAAGGUGUUUUGCUAGUGAAUGUGACUCACUUUUCACACAAUUACAGAAAGCUGUGGACAACAAAAGUCAUAUCAAUCCAAUAAACCUUAAUGAAAUUGAAAAUGAUCGUCUUUGCAUGGCAAUGCUAUUUGGAGAACUUCAAUAUUUAUUCCUUAGAUGCAUAAUUUCAGUAUAUACCGUAUUACUUCAAUUUGGCGCCACAGCGUUUAUUUUAAAUUGAUCAAAAUGACUGCGGCCCUUAAACGAGGGCGGCCUUUAUUAAUAAUACUAUGCUUUACAAACGCUGCAAUAUUUCAAUAUUUUCUUGCUCUUAUUGUAUUACUUGUAUUGUAACACUUGAAAUGUAUUUGCUUACGAUUGUAAGUCGCCCUGGAUAAGGGCGUUUGCUAAGAAAUAAAUAAUAAUAAUAAUAAUAAUAAUAAUAAUAAUAAUAAAAAUAAUAAUAAUAAUAAAUGAUUUAAGGCAUUUUAGAAACGGCGCCAUUAGAGGCUCCAAUCUGCAGCACUAUAAUCUUAGGUGUGUUUUUGGGGCUUGAAACACAUUUACAUUUACUGACAGUUAACGAGAGCCUAUUAGGUGGCAGUUGGGAGGUCAGGAGUGUGUAUUGGUUGCUAUGGGGCGGGACAAGAAGAGGAGACAGAACGGUAUUUGAGUGUAAUGCAGUUGUUUUUCUUAACGAAAAUGAUUACCUCUGAAUAUCGGUUUGAUUUCUGUUAAAACUAAAAUAUAUCUAAAUAUAUAUAUCUUCAGCCAGCUUUCGGAUAGCGCUUAGAGUGACCGGCAAAGCUCUAAGUUACUCUGAAUUUAAGUUUUCACCAUCCAAUCUGACGACGAGGUAAACAGACAGCCCUUGUUUUAUCCCCUGCUGUGUUGGCACUGAACUCUGCUGGGAAAAAAAAGCGACGUGAAGGACUGCUGUGCUGUAAGUAGUUAAUCUUGGGUUGUCUGUUGGGACUGUACUAUAAAAUAACAUUUGCUUACUAAGGUGGGUGUACAUUAGUUUGUAUUACAUGCUGGAUUGAGGUUGCAGUUUCUUCGGGGGUGUCAUGUACACAGGCAGAGUUGCGCGUUUAUUUUUUGAGCAGGGGUAGAAAAAAAAUAACUUUUACAUUUCUUUAUUGAGAGCGACGUCUAUUAAAAAGCUGAUCACUGAGUGAGGUGUUAAUUCGAGGACAGCGUUAAUUUGAAGUAAUACGGUAUUUUUAUCUGGUGAGGAAUACUGUAUUAUGGGAAGUAUAGACAUUACUUGCAUUAAAUUACUAUUGCAUGUAAAUUUGUUGAACAAUUUUUUGGCAAAGUUAAUUUAACUUGUAAAUCACUGGUGAUGGUUAAUGUUUUAUACAACAUAUUACUUAUAUGAACUCAUGGUUUAUGUUACUUGCUGAGGACACGGCAACUUUUGAUGCAUGAGCUUCUCUUUUAUUUUUUAUUUAUUUAUUUAUUUUUAAUAAUUUAGUCAUUGCCAAUUAGUUUUUUUGAUUAUUUUCUCCCCAAUUUGAAAUGCCCAAUUAUUUUUUAGGCUCAGCUCACCGCUAUCACCCCUGCGCUGACUCGGGAGGGGCGAAGAUGAACACACGCUGUCCUCCGAAGCGUGUGCCGUCAGCCGCCGGCUUCUUUACACACUGCGAACUCACCGUGCAGCCGCCUCAGAGCUACAGCGUCGGAGGACAGCGCAGCUCUGGGCAGCUUACAGGCAAGCCCGCAGGCGCCUGGCCAGACUACAGGGGUCGCUGCUGCACGGUGAGCCAAGGACGCCCUGGCGGACCUAACCCUCCCUCCCCCCGAGCGACGCUCGGCCAAUUGAGCGCCGCCCUCUGGGAGCUCCCAUCCACAGUCGGCUGUGGAAUAGUCUGGACUCGAACCGGCGAUGUCCAGGCUAUAGAGCGCAUCCUGCACUCUAGCGAGUGCUUUUACUGGAUGCGCCACUCGGGAGCCCCCAUGAGCUUCUCUUUUGAAGAUGAUUUUGUUCAUAGUUUUCGUCGUCGGCGAAUCCUGCGAGACCACAUACAUCCUCUUGAUAAUUAUAGGACAUCCUUUUAAAUCAUAUUAGAUUCUAAAGUUUCUUUAUAGGAUAAUAUACAUCUUGUAGGAAUAAUUUUAAAGUUCCUAUAUAAUCUGAUGGGAUCUUUCACGAAUGUCUUGUCAGCUUGUUUGUUGUAACACACUAACACACACACACACACACACACACAUACAUAUAUAGUUAAUCUGGAUUUUUAACAAAGGGAAGUGUGAAGACUUAAGAUAUGAAGUACGAAUAAAAAAGUUUGCCCUCUCAGCAUCCCGAUUCACAAAAAGGUACUGAUUUAAUUUUAAUCAAUGAAUCUCUAAAACGAAAACAGUCUUAAUAAUAUUCCCAUUAAAUUAUAUGUUUAUUUUUGGUAGUUUUAAAGGUCCUGUCCACAUGCGUUUCUUCAGUGGGAGUUUCUAUCUGUAUCACUGACCAAGCCCUCUGAAAUAUCCUCCCUUCUAAUUGGCUACCGAGCAGUGAUGACAUCACUGACUUAGUAUGAACUGCUCUUAGUGAUAAACUAACAAAGAAUUAUCAUAAGUAUGUGUGGUGCAACUGAAAUAAGAGAGUGCUUAGUUAUAAACUAACUAGUAACAAUUUAGGACUUUACGUUCUAACUUAGAAAUGAACUUACUCAUAGCUGGUGCAACCCAGCCCUGGUUAUUGUUGUUGCUUAAUUUUCAAAUACAACUGUUGAAGGUUCUGUAGCAGUACACAGUACUUGUACUGAAACAUUUUGAGAGUUAUUUGAGGCUGGUCAGGUAUUUUCCCAGGUAUGUAUUGGAGAAGUCAUCACUGCCAGGUUUUAGAAGUAAUUUUUUCAGGUGUGCCUCUCUAACAACUCCUGAUAUCUGACAAUCUCCAACCUGAUACUAUAUUCCCAGGAAAAUUGGUGCUGGCAGUGUGUUGAUACAGAAGCUAAAAAAACACAACAUCCAAACUGUUUUUAUUUAAAAACAAAACAGCAAUAACAUAGCAGGAUGUAAUGCAGUGACACUUUCACACAGAUGCAUGUCGCAUACCAACAUGACAGUGUAGACCUUUCCUUUGGUUUUAUUGUUUCAUGUUAUUCAAACAUCCCUGCCUGUUUUUGGUAUAUGUUUAAGAUAUCAUUCACAUUUUUUGUUGUUGUCAGUGGCCUUUUUCUUUGAUUUUUAUUUUUCUCUGUAGUAUUGUUUUUGGAUGUUAUGCAAGGUAUGUGGAACAGUUCUUACCUUUAAUAAAAGACAUUUUGCUUUUGGA